This is a messenger RNA of Monoraphidium neglectum, 1287 nucleotides long. Its product is annotated as carboxyl-terminal processing protease. Bases 1 to 1287 code for a protein of 428 amino acids. Gene Ontology annotation, biological process: proteolysis. The record is from RefSeq and is a predicted model, not a curated record. The transcript is spliced from 9 exons. Gene Ontology annotation, molecular function: protein binding; serine-type peptidase activity; endopeptidase activity. Lineage: Eukaryota; Viridiplantae; Chlorophyta; Chlorophyceae; Sphaeropleales; Selenastraceae.
AUGCGGCGGUUGCAACCGCAGGGCCUGGCGCGGGCGGCCGCGGCGGCGCUGGCGGUGGCGUUCGUGGGCGGCAGCUGCCUGCCUGACGCGCAGGCGGUGACAACCGAGCAGCUGCUAUUCCUUGAGGCGUGGCGCACCAUCGACAAGGCGUACGUGGACAAGGGCUUCAACGGCCAGAGCUGGUUCAGGGUAAAGGAGGACUAUCUCAAGAAGGUGCCCAUGAACAACCGCCAGCAGACACACGACGCCAUCCGCCGCCUGGCUGCGUCCCUUGAUGACCCCUUCAUGCGGUGGCUGGAGCCCGAGCGCCUCGCGGCGCUGCGGCGCGGCACGGCCGGCGCCGUCACGGGUGUGGGCGUGGAGGUGACAUUCACGGACUCGAAGGCCGGCAGCGAGCUGGCCGUCGUGACGCCCGCGCCCGGCGGCCCUGCAGAGGGCGCAGGCAUCAGGGCCGGUGACGUCAUCGAGGCCAUCGCGGGCACGCCCACCAAGGGGCUGUCGCUGUACGAAGUGUCAGACCUGCUGCAGGGGGAGGAGGGGUCAGAGGUCAUCCUGCGCAUCCGCUCCAGCGGGCGGCCGUCGCGGGACGUGGCGGUGGCGCGGCGGCGCGUCACCAUUGUGCCCGUGGCGUAUGAGGUCUGCAGCGGCGUCAACCCGGCCUCCCUGCCGCCAGGCGCCUCCGCCCCCGGCCGUGUCGGGUACAUCCGCAUGGCCACGUUCAACGGCAACACGGCCGGAGCCACCCAGGCGGCCAUCCAGGACCUCAAGAAGCAGGGGGUGGACGCGUACGUCCUGGACAUACGCAGCAACGGCGGCGGCCUCUUCCCCGCUGGCGUGGCGGUGGCGCGGAUGUGGGUGGACCGCGGCGAGAUCGUCCUCAUCGCCGACAGCCAGGGCGUAAGGGACAUCUACUCAGCGGACGGCAACGCCCUCGACGCGUCGACACCGCUGUCGGUGCUGGUCAACAAGGGCACCGGCAGCGCCGCCGAGGUGUUGGCGGGCGCGCUGCGGGACAACAAGCGCGCCACCAUCGUGGGCGGCACCACCUUUGGCAAGGGGCUGAUCCAGACCAUUGUGGACCUGAGUGAUGGCUCGGGGCUGGCCAUCACGCUGGCGCGCUACCAGACCCCCCUGGGCAUAGACAUCAACAAGGUGGGCAUCACACCUGACAUAGGCCUGGAGGACAGCGCUGAGGUGGAGCCCGAGGCGGGGAAGCUGCCGCCGCCAAACGCGGGCGCGGUGUGCCGGCUGCUUGCAUCGGACGUCGCGCCGCGGCUGUUCAAAUAG